GGAAAAUGUACAUCGGACCAAAGAUAUAUAGUAUUCAAUUCAAUUCUCCCAAGUCUCUCAGAUUUCCUGUGAAGACUGAAACAGUAAUGCCAUAAACGAACCCAACAGCCAUGACCAACCCCUACCACCUCCACGCGCCGCUGCGCUCCGCCCCUCAAUCCUCCUCUCAAACCUUCACGGCGAAGCUCCUCCUCCUCCUCACUCUCCUCCCUCUCUCUCUCGCCGCCUUGGCUUUCAUCCUCCAAUGGCGCGGCGGCAUCCCCGACCCCACCACUCGCUGGUCCCCUCCUGGAUCCAACCACCUCUUCCCCGGCAUGGAGGCCUCUCCUCUCUCCUCCGCCGUCGUCCGAUCCUCCUCCUCCUCUGAUUGCGUCAAUCUCGGCCGCAGCAACUCCCCGUCGUUUCCUUACUAUCAGAAUUGGAAGUUUGAUUCCGCCGCCGAUUUGAAACCUAAGAUAGUAAUUACUACAAGUACGUCGGCAGGCUUAGAUCAGAUUUUACCAUGGAUGUUUUAUCACAAGGUUAUUGGAGUUUCCACCUUUUUUCUUUUUGUGGAAGGAAAGGCUGCGUCUCCUGAAGUAUCCAAAGUUCUGGAGUCUAUACCUGGAGUAAAAUUGAUAUACAGAACAAAGGAGCUCGAGGAGCAACAAGCUAGAAGUCGGAUUUGGAAUGAGACAUGGCUGUCAAGUUUCUUUUACAAACCAUGCAAUUAUGAGCUAUUUGUGAAGCAAUCUCUCAAUAUGGAGAUGGCUAUUGUUAUGGCAAGGGAUGCUGGAAUGGACUGGAUUAUUCAUCUUGAUACUGAUGAGUUACUACACCCAGCUGGUGCCAAGGAGUAUUCUUUGAGGCAGUUGCUGCUUGAUGUGCCUGGGAAUGUGGACAUGGUUAUUUUUUCAAACUAUGAGAGCAGUGUUGAACGAGAUGAUAUUAAGGAACCUUUUACCGAGGUAUCCAUGUUCAAGAAGAAUUACGAUCAUGUACCGAAAGAUACAUACUUUGGAAUGUACAAAGAAUCAACUCGUGGCAACCCAAACUACUUUCUGACUUAUGGAAAUGGGAAAUCAGCUGCUCGAAUCCAAGAUCAUCUCCGUCCUAAUGGCGCACACAGAUGGCACAAUUAUAUGAAAACCCCAAAUGAGGUCAAAUUGGAAGAGGCUGCUGUUCUGCACUACACAUAUGCCAAAUUUUCAGACUUAACGUCACGACGUGAUCGGUGUGGCUGCAAGCCUACAAGGGAAGAUGUCAAAAGAUGCUUCAUGUUGGAAUUUGAUAGAGCUGCAUUCAUAAUUGCUUCAACUGCAACUGAGGAGGAAAUGCUCAAAUGGUACCAUGAACACAUUGUAUGGGAUGACAAAGAUAUAAGAAUAAAACUUUUGAGGAAAGGCAUCUUGACUCGAAUAUAUGCUCCAAUGGCCAUAAUCCAAGGACUAAAGGAGUCGGGAGUCUUCAGCUCUGUUAUUGCAUCUGCCUCAACUACACUCUCAAAAGAAAAGUUCUUGGCAACAAUUGAUAGUAGUAACUCCUCUAGAGCUACUGCCUCUAUAUCCCACCCGUCGAGGAAGAUUAGUAGAAGCAGUGAGAGUAUGGCUACUGCCAGGAAGACCUUGGAUGUUGAAGUUGCUGAAUUCCAAGAACUGGCCGUUCCACCAUUAUCCCCUCCAGCAAUGGAUGAUAACCAGCUCAGCUUUGAAGUGUAAUAGAUCUCACAACUUGAUUGCUUAUUCUGAAUGUGAACAAGUUAAAUGACAUGAAGAAUCAGGAGAGAAAAGUAAGAGAGUAAACAGGCUAGUUGUUGGAGGUUCAUUCGGGUUGGUUCUUCCCGAUCAUUAUCCAAGCGUGGUGAACAAUUGAUUAGGAUUUCUGGGCAAGCCUCUUUAUACUAGGCUAGUUGGGGUUCAACGAGAAAUCUUGCAUUGUUGUGUAUAGAUAGAAACCUGUGAUGAGUCAUUUAUUUUUGGAAUUGUUCUGUAGUAUAGAAAGCUGUCUAUUAGGAUACUAAACUACUGUGUAUACAUUUUGGAUCUGUUAUUAUUAUAUGCUGUCUCUGAAAAUAUUAGAUAGCUUGUUGUCGUUCAUGAUU
Rosa chinensis is the source of this 2080-nucleotide messenger RNA. Its product is annotated as glycosyltransferase-like KOBITO 1. The transcript is spliced from 11 exons. The coding region runs from base 111 to 1697 and encodes 528 amino acids. The record is from RefSeq and is a predicted model, not a curated record. NCBI's taxonomy places the organism in Eukaryota, Viridiplantae, Streptophyta, Magnoliopsida, Rosales, Rosaceae. Gene Ontology annotation, biological process: response to abscisic acid; cellulose biosynthetic process.